This is a messenger RNA of Myotis daubentonii (Daubenton's bat), 2620 nucleotides long. RefSeq lists its product as uncharacterized. Gene Ontology annotation, biological process: regulation of DNA-templated transcription. Gene Ontology annotation, cellular component: nucleus. The record is from RefSeq and is a predicted model, not a curated record. Gene Ontology annotation, molecular function: RNA polymerase II cis-regulatory region sequence-specific DNA binding; DNA-binding transcription factor activity, RNA polymerase II-specific. NCBI's taxonomy places the organism in Eukaryota, Metazoa, Chordata, Mammalia, Chiroptera, Vespertilionidae.
CGUGGAAUGCCACCAGGCGGAGCCAAUGGAAGCUCAGAAAAGGCGUUUCCGUUUUUCAAGUUCUGGUGGGCGGGAACGGUAGUCUUCUCUCCAUUUUGUCUGAGGCUGUCAGCGGUGCCUGUCACAGAGUCCCGGGGAGAAGGUUGGAGAGUGCUUUUCCCCGCCUCGCAGCCAAUGGUGGGAGCCUCCAGUGGUGCUCACAGCUCCCACGUGGGACUGAAGCUCGGAGUCGCCACCAGACCCGGCCAGGGCCGGGACAGGGACCGCCAUUCCUGCAGCGGCUUCUGCUCCCGCCCCGCUCGGUCCACAGAGAGCAAUGGCGGCGCCGGAGCUGAGGAGACGGGCUGAGGUUGGCGUGACCUUUGAGGACAUUGCCCUGUACUUCUCCAGGGAGGAAUGGAGCCUCCUUGAUGAGGGUCAGAGACAGCUGUACCUGAAUGUGAUGCUGGAGAACUUUGAACUUAUAUCCUCCCUGGGUUGCUGCUGUGGAGAAGACAAUGUGGAGGCCCCGACUGAACAAAAGGUUACUGUUAGAUUGUCACAGGCAAGGAAUCCCAAGUUACCGUUGUCUUCCCAGAAGAGCCACCCCUGUGAGAGUUGUGGGAUAGUCCUGGGAAACAUUUUCCGCGUGAUGGAGCUGCAGGGAACACAACACAGACAGAUACUGUUGAGGUGUGGAGCGUGUGCAAAAAGAUUUUCUUUGUGUGCAAAAUUUCACCAGCAGCAUGUGAGAGAGCAGACUUACAUUAGAGGUUUGGAAAGGAUGUCACUUGCAAACAGCUGCAAUUUCAAUGUGUCCCAGAAUCAUUUCACCUGUGGGGAGGUUGGGCAGGGUGUCCUUACUGGGUCAGGACAUCUCCACCUAAAGGCUACUCAGACCAGGGACAGCCCAAAUUCUAUAUUGAAGCGUGGGAUAAUGUUUCAAAGGAGAAAAACUUAUUUCAGCAGAAAAGAAUGUAAGAAAGACAUUAGUUGCACCCACACGUUUAUUCAGGAAAAAGGUGUCCAUCUUGGAAGUGGGUGUUGUGUGUGCUCUGAAUGUGGAAAAUAUUGUACCAAAUUUUCUAGGUUUCAUUAUGAACAGAGAGGUGACACUGGAGAAAGGGCAUAUCACUGCAGUGAAUGUGGGAAAUAUUUUACCAGGAUCUGUGAUCUUCACUGUCAUCAGAGAUUUCAUAUAGGACAAAAGCCUUAUACAUGCAGUGAGUGUGGGAAAUCUUUUACCUGGAGCACUGCUCUUCGUUAUCAUCAGAUAGUUCAUUCAGGAGAAAAGCCUUAUAAAUGCAGUGAAUGUGGAAAAUCUUUUAAAAGUAGAAGUGGUUUCCGAUAUCAUCAGAGAGUUCAUACUGGAGAAAAGCCUUUUCAAUGCAGUGAAUGUGGAAAAUCUUUUACCACUAAGAAAGACCUUCAUCAACAUCAGAGAGUUCAUACGGGAGAAAAGCCUUAUAAAUGCAGUGAAUGUGGGAAAUCUUUUACCCAGAGCAAUGCCCUUCGUUAUCAUCAGAGAGUUCAUACAGGAGAAAAGCCUUAUAAAUGCAGUGAAUGUGGGAAAUCUUUUACCCGGAGCAUUGCCCUUCAUUAUCAUCAGAGAGUUCAUACAGGAGAAAAGCCUUAUAAAUGCAGUGAUUGUGGAAAAUCUUUUAAAGGUAAAAAAGGUCUCCAGUAUCAUCAGAGAGUUCACACUGGAGAAAAGCCUUAUCAGUGCAAUGAAUGUGGGAAAUCUUUUCCGGUUAGCAAUGACCUUCAUCGUCAUCAGAGACUUCAUACAGGAGAAAAGCCUUAUCAAUGCAGUGAAUGUGGGAAAUCUUUUACCACUAAUACCAUCCUUCAUCGACAUCAGAGAGUUCAUACAGGAGAAAAGCCUUAUAAAUGCACUGAAUGUGGGAAAUCUUUUAAAAGGAGCAGUAGUCUCCAGUGUCAUCAGAGAGUUCACACUGGAGAAAGCCAUUAUGAGUGCAAGUAAUGUGAGGUAUAUCCCAGCCAAAUUUCUAAAUUUGCUCCGUGCAUAAGAGUACAAAUGUGAGAAAUUUCUUAGAUGUGUACGAAAUGUAGUUUCUUAGUUAGGACAUAACAAUAGUACAGGAAAAUUUGUGAAUCCUCAUUUUUCUGAAUUGUAUCUCAUUUAUUUAAUCACCUAUAUUCUGUAAAGCUCCCAUGAGUGUUUUUGCUGUUGUGUUUGUAUGUUUUUAGUUGGAACACUGUGUAAUUAUGUUGCACGUUCUAACAUACAGAGAUGUCCUGCCAGAUCUACAUCACUGCAUAUUUCUGUUGCUGAAGAUAUUUCACCUGAACCACCUAUAAGGCCCCUACGGAUGGCAUCAGUCACCAUCCUCAUGUGCCCAGGGAAGCUAACUCUGUUGUCUAAUUUGUUGAAGAAAAUGAGGAAUACCUGAGCCCUUGUUUCUUACUAGUUUCCCUGUCAUGAGUCACCACAUAGGACUGAUUACUGUUGGCCCCAGAAAACAUAAUGUUGCAGAGGGACUGCCAUUUUCAGGGACAUGCUUUGCCUGAAUGUUGGUGGUGAGUUUAUUGAGUGCUUAUGUCGUCAGUGGAAGACCUGCCAGUCUCUUGUCUCUUUGGUUUGUAAAAUAAUGAAGGCUUUUUCCUAAGAAUUCUUUAA